GGAAUCCAUAAAAAUUAUUCAAUAGGCUUUGGAAGGAAUUCCCGGCGGACCAUAUGAAAAUUUAGAAAUUCGCUGCUUUGAUAGAGAAAAAGAGCCAAAAUGGAAUGAGUUUGAGUAUCGAUUUAUUAGUAAAAAACCGUCUUCGGCUUUGAAUUGCCAAAACAAGAACUUUAUGUAAGAAUUGAAGCCCCCAAGGGAGAAUUAGGAAUUUUUCUAACAGGGGAUCAAAAUGGUUUUCCUUGGAGAUGGAAAAUUCAUCCGCUAGGUUUUAUCAAUUUGCAAAUUCUUCCUCAAUUAGUUAAAAAAAUGAAAUUGGCCGAUAUUAUGACAAUACUAGGUAGCAUAGAUAUUAUUAUGGGAGAAGUUGAUCGUUGAAAUGAUAAUUUAUUUAACAGAGAUACAAGAUAUCCAUUUUUUUUGAUUGGAAUCUUUUAAAGAGAUAUAUGGAAUUAUAUGGGUAUUUGCCCUUAUUUUGAUUCUUAUAUUGGGAAUUACGAUAAGUGUACUAGCAAUUGUAUGGUUAGAAAGGGAAAUAUCCGCAGGGAUACAACAACGUAUUGGACCUGAAUACACAGGUCCUUUUGGAGUUCUUCAAGCUCUCCUAGACGAAACAAAAUUACUUUUCAAAGAGAAUCUUAUUCCAUCUAGAGGAGAUAUUCGUUUAUUCAGUAUAGGACUAUCUAUAUCAGUCAUAUCGAUUAUAAUAAGCUAUUAAGUAAUUCCUUUUGGCUAUAACUUUGUUUUAUCUGAUCUGAAUAUUGGUGUUUUUUUAUGGAUUGCUAUUUCGAGUAUUGCUCCCAUUGGACUUCUUAUGUUAGGAUAUGGGUCAAAUAAUAAAUAUUCUUUUUUGGGUGGUCUACGAGAAGCUGCUCAAUCGAUUAGUUAUGAAAUACCAUUAACUCUAUGUGUGUUAUCAAUAUCUCUACUAUCUAACAGUUUAAGUACAGUUGAUAUAGUUGACGCACAAUAAAAAUAUGGCUUUUGGGGAUGGAAUUUGUGGCGUCAACCUAUGGGUUUCAUUGUUUUUCUAAUCU
This is a messenger RNA of Glycine soja, 1034 nucleotides long. RefSeq names its product NAD(P)H-quinone oxidoreductase subunit 1, chloroplastic. Gene Ontology annotation, biological process: aerobic respiration. Gene Ontology annotation, cellular component: membrane. The record is from RefSeq and is a predicted model, not a curated record. Gene Ontology annotation, molecular function: NADH dehydrogenase activity. Lineage: Eukaryota; Viridiplantae; Streptophyta; Magnoliopsida; Fabales; Fabaceae.